UUUCAAGGUCAUUGUUUUAAUCUCGUUUCAUUUCCUAAAUUACGAAUAACUGUUUCCAGAUCCUAUUUAUUAUGUCACGUUGAAAACAGUUGAAAAGCGUUUGUCGAUGAGGAGCUGAAUAAUGCACAGUGUAAAGCUGUGAACAAAAUAAUACGAUUUAGAAAAAUGAUAAACAAAUUUUGAACAAUGUUAACAGUUCUUACUCGUACGAGUUAUUUUACUUCUCGUUCUUUCUUUCGGGCAUUGCAAAAUUGGCAACAAGUUAAAAUGAAAAAUGACCCGAUGCCACCGAGUCGAGAUGAUCCUGUUAUUAAAACAUUGGAUGACCCGUUAUUUAAAUCUUUAUUCACACCGGAACUUAGCAUCUUGUCGGGGCUAUUUAAGAAACACAAUUACGAAUUGAGAAUAGCUGGUGGUGCUGUUAGAGAUAUUCUGAUGGGUAUUAAACCAGUGGAUCUGGAUUUUGCGACCGAUGCUACACCAGAGGAAAUGAAGACUAUGUUCGAAGAAGAACAGAUUAGAAUGAUUAAUAAUAAAGGAGAAAAACAUGGUACAGUUACUUCGAGGAUAAACGAUAAGGUAAAUUUUGAAGUAACUACACUCAGAAUGGAUAUUCUUACCGAUGGUAGGCAUGCAGAAGUUCAAUUUAUAAAAGAUUGGAAACUGGAUUCUCUUCGUAGAGAUCUUACAAUAAAUUCCAUGUUUCUUGACUUGGAGGGACGAGUUUAUGAUUACUUUUUUGGUUAUGAUGACUUACAAAAUAGAAGAGUUGUUUUCGUAGGAAAUCCAACAACUAGAAUUAGAGAAGAUUAUCUUAGGAUACUCAGAUAUUUUCGUUUUUAUGGAAGAAUUGCAGAGCAACCAGAUGCUCAUGAUGAGGCAACAAUAGUUGCAAUAAAAAACAAUAUAAAUGGAUUGCAAAAUAUAUCAGGGGAAAGAAUUUGGAGUGAAUGGAAAAAAAUUCUUUCUGGAAAUUAUAUAAAGGAAUUGACUUUAAAAAUGUUGGAAUGUGGAAUAGCAAGAUAUGUCGCAUUACCAGAAUGUCCAAAUGUAACAAACUUUACUACUGUUUAUGAAAUAUCCAAAAAGCAUAAUUUUUCAUUGCAACCGAUAACUUUCCUUGCUGUAAUGUUAAAAGAUGAAUCCGAAGUACUCGCACUGUACAACAGACUAAAGACUUCUGCGUAUGAAAGAGACCUGGCAUUCUUUUUAGUUCGAUUCUGGGAAGAUGUACCAACAGAUGAUGUACUGAAACGUUAUAAAAGAAUUCUCAUUCAUUGGAAAGGGAAUAGAGAUAUCGGAAAGAGUUACAUUUGUGAAUUACUUAAAUGUAAACAACUUUUGGAUGUUGCUGCAGAGUUUGAAAAAGUUAGGAUACCCAGAUUUCCAGUUAACGGACAUAUGUUCAAGGGACAAGUUAAAAAGGGAAAAACGAUUGGUAUUAUCAUUAAAACGCUGAAAGAUAUUUGGUUGGAUAAGAAUUUUGAGAUAACUGCAGAGGAAUUAUUACAAGAAGUUCCACGAAUUAUUAACGAAAUAGAAGAUAAAUCGUAAUAAAUAAAAAGUGACAUGUUGGGAUUCCAUUUCUUCUCACGUAGGAUUGCUAGAUUAUCUGAGAUCCAAAGAUAUUUAUCAUCGCACUCGUCUAGCAAGAAAUUAUUGAAUAUUUUUUCACUGGAAGUUCUAUCUCCUGAAAACAUUUUAUUUAGUACCAACUGAAAUAUAUAAAACAUCACUUGUCAAUAUAUUUAAAAAAGUUAAGUAUAAAAAUAAAACUUUUAUAACGAA
Hylaeus anthracinus is the source of this 1788-nucleotide messenger RNA. RefSeq names its product CCA tRNA nucleotidyltransferase 1, mitochondrial. Gene Ontology annotation, biological process: RNA processing. Gene Ontology annotation, molecular function: RNA binding; nucleotidyltransferase activity. The transcript is spliced from 7 exons. Bases 187 to 1554 code for a protein of 455 amino acids. Lineage: Eukaryota; Metazoa; Arthropoda; Insecta; Hymenoptera; Colletidae. The record is from RefSeq and is a predicted model, not a curated record.